AUGGCGACGGCCGAACCGCCCCAAUCAUCCAUGGCCACGGUGUCGGCCUGGGGCAAGUCCUCCAUGUCCCCCGCCGGCCUCGCGACCCUCAUUACGGCCCUGCACUUCCGCCCGCUACAGAUUCGCCCCUUGCUUUUCGUGCCCAUUCUCAUGUUCUCGAGCUACAUCAACCUGCAAGGUUUCAAGAAGGACAGCGCUGGUUUAACGGCAGCAGCGAGCGGCACCUACGCUUUGCUGGCGCUGCGGCGGAAGCCAACCGCCUUGAUGAAUCGCUUCAGCGUCCGCGGUGCCGUGCGAGGGGCUGCCGUGCUGCUGGGCACUGCGAACGCCGUUGGUUGCGGAUGGGUCUACGCGACGGUGGAUCGGCAGGCUGAGAAGGUGGAGCGGGAGAGUAAUCCGAGAUGGGUCGAGUAA
Molecule: messenger RNA, 414 nt
Organism: Pseudomassariella vexata
Lineage: Eukaryota; Fungi; Ascomycota; Sordariomycetes; Amphisphaeriales; Pseudomassariaceae
Exons: 2
Coding region: 1-414 (137 amino acids)
Source: RefSeq, a predicted model, not a curated record